GAGAGAAUGAUACAAACAAUGUCAAUGGAUGUAGAUGGUCGUAUGGGCAUGGUUGAGUGCAUUCUCUCAGAGAACAAGGAGAAAUGGCUGGAAUCUAUGAUACAAGUUAAGAACAGAGUGAUUGGAAAUAAUAAGCAAAAAGAUGAAAUCAUUCACCAGGGGGUAAUUCCAAGGCUAUUACAAUGGAUUAUUGAUGAGGAUAUUCCGGUUGAACUGCGUACAGAGUCAGCCAUUGUUCUAGGCAGCCUGGCCAAGGGUACCCCAGAAAACAUCAGCUGUCUCGUAGACUCGGGCUGUGUGGCAGUACUACUCAAAGGGUUGUCUAGCAAUAAUAUCAAGUUUAUUGAAGCCUGCUUACGAUGUUUAAGGACCAUAUUUCUUAGUGAGAAUUCUCCAUUAGACCAGAUUUAUCAGGAUCCUACAGUAGUUCCCCAUCUCAUCAACAUUCUGUCUAAGUCCCUGUGUACUCAGGAGUGUAUCACUACUAUAUUCAGCAACUGCUGCAAAACAGCGGAGCACCAGAAUGCCUUGAGUAGGAAUGGUGCCAUUGCUGCUUUAGCUCCACUGUUGUGUUCUUCCAGUUACAAGGUUCAGAUGCCAACCCUCAAGUGCUUUGCUGUAUUAUGUUAUGAAAAUGAGAUGGUGGCCAAAGCUACAGCAACAGCUACUUAUAAUGGAGAGUCCAUUCCAAAUCUCCUGCUUCGCCUCCUUUCUCGAGACAAACCAUCAGAAAUGCAGAUGGCUGCAGCUAAGUGCAUGACUUACCUGUGUAGGGGUGGUGCCAUCCCAACCCAUUGUCCAACCAUUCAAAACAAGACCUUAUCCACAUUGAUUAGGAUGUGUAAGAAGGAUCGUACGUUAGAGGAGAAUGUGGAGGGGGCGGAGACACUGGCCUAUCUAAUAGAAGAGGAUGCUGUUCUACAGUACAUAGCCUCGAUUUCAGAUCAUAUCAUUAAGACACUGGCAGAUUAUCUCCGCUACACCAGUGUGCAGCAGAUCAACACCAGAUCAACAAACAGAAAGGUGAUAAAUUGGAGUAAUGAGUUGAAGCAGGCAGCAUUUAGGGCUUUUGCAUCUUUGGGGGCCAAUGAUGAGGAAAUCAGGAAAAAGAUAAUUGAGACUGAGAAUUUGAUGGAGCACAUUGUGAAUGGGAUGAACUGUGAUGAUCUCAAAGUACAGAUGGGUGCUGUGAGGUGUCUCCAUAGUUUGUCACGGUCAGUUCAGCAACUGAGGACCACAUUCCAGGACCACACUGUGUGGAAACCCCUGAUGAGUUUGAUGACCAGUGGUCCAGAGGUCCUUUUACCAGUGACCUCAUCCACUCUCUGUAAUCUUCUCUUAGAAUUCUCACCAGGCAAGGAGAGACCCAGUAGUGAAAGUCCAAGAAUGUCUGUAAGUCAGAAAAACAAAGCAUGCUUGGAGGUGGGAGCAAUCAACAUUUUGGCUAAGCUGACCUCUAGAUCUGAGGGGGACUUAAAGCUGAAUGGAAUCUGGGCUCUAAUGAACAUGGCCUUCCAGGCAGACCUGUUAGUGAAGAACCAGAUAGUGGAUACCAUUGGUACGGAGCAACUAUUCCGGCUGUUGUCUGAUCCAGAUCCAGCUGUUCUGAUGAAAACCCUAGGCCUGAUACGGAACCUACUGGCUGGAAGAAGAGAUAUUGAUAAUUUAAUGAAGAAAUAUGGAAAUCAGAUAAUGCAAGCUGUUGUCUUUAUCCUUGAGGGAGAUCAUGUAGUGGAAAUAAAAGAACAGACUUUGUGCAUACUAACAAAUGUGGCAGAUGGAGAUGAAGCAAAGGAAUACAUCAUGGGAAAUGAGGAUGUCCUGAAGAAACUCAUGACAUACAUGGUCCAUACCAAUGUGAAGUUACAGAUAGCAGCUACUUCCUGUAUCUCUAAUCUGGUGUGGAAUGAACAGGAAGGAGCAUACAGCAGACAAGCCAAACUUCGAGAUCUGGGAAUACAGAAACUGUUACAACAACUUCUCAGUGCUAAUGAUUCUACACUGUUUGAUAAGGUGAAAUCAGCACUACAGCAGUUUACAUGACAGAGAAUUUGGAUCGUUAAUGGAUAAAUAAUGGCCAGACAUUGUCUUUCAGUUGAAUUCAAAAGAGAAAGAACUAUUCCUGUGAAUAAGAGUUCAGACAUCUGAAUGUAAAUGCACAUUUUAUUUGCUGUAUUUUCAGUAAAACUCAAACCCACUUGUUCUUGCAAAAUUUGGAAUGAAGAGAGAAAUCUUGAUUUCAUGUACAAGUGGAUGCAUGGACAUUUUACUAUAGAGCAUGCAGAUAACUGGAUUAUGAACUUAUGAGCUGUGCAAAGAAAUAAAUGUGAAAAACAA
Messenger RNA from Saccostrea echinata, 2337 nucleotides. Its product is annotated as armadillo repeat-containing protein 8-like. Gene Ontology annotation, molecular function: protein binding. The transcript has 21 exons. Gene Ontology annotation, cellular component: GID complex. Gene Ontology annotation, biological process: proteasome-mediated ubiquitin-dependent protein catabolic process. The record is from RefSeq and is a predicted model, not a curated record. NCBI's taxonomy places the organism in Eukaryota, Metazoa, Mollusca, Bivalvia, Ostreida, Ostreidae. The coding region runs from base 7 to 2043 and encodes 678 amino acids.